Messenger RNA from Alnus glutinosa, 712 nucleotides. RefSeq names its product heavy metal-associated isoprenylated plant protein 39. The transcript is spliced from 3 exons. The record is from RefSeq and is a predicted model, not a curated record. The coding region runs from base 177 to 509 and encodes 110 amino acids. Gene Ontology annotation, molecular function: metal ion binding. NCBI's taxonomy places the organism in Eukaryota, Viridiplantae, Streptophyta, Magnoliopsida, Fagales, Betulaceae.
CCGUAUGCGAAACAUCUGUCAGAUUUUGGUACCAAAAAACUGUAGCAUGAGGCCAGCGAUUACUACUAAAAGUAUCCCAUCUGGUUGAUGUGAGUCCAUAUGCAAACUCACAACCUCAUACCUUCUUUCUCUCCUCUUCUCUUUGCCUUCCUUAUUCAUAUUUCCUUCCUCUCCAAAUGGCCCAGCAGAAGGUGGUGUUGAAGGUCCUGACCAUGACCGAUGACAAAACAAAGCAGAAAGCGAUAGAAGCUGCGGCCGAUAUAUAUGGGGUUGAUUCAAUUGCGGCAGAUCUGAAGGAGCAGAAGUUGACAGUGAUAGGACAAAUGGAUACGGUGGCGAUAGUGAAGAAGUUGAAGAAAGUAGGGAAAGUGGACAUAGUAUCAGUUGGGCCUGCCAAAGAAGAGAAGAAGGAAGAGAAGAAGGAAGAGAAGAAAGAGGAGAAGAAAGAGGAGAAGAAAGAAGAGAAGAAGGAAGAGAAGAAGGAAGAGAAGAAAGAGGAAAAGAAAUAAGGAGAAGAUCAUAAAGUUCAAUCAAUCCUAGCUACUUACUAGUUCUUGUUAAUUUUCGUUAUAUAUAUAUAUAUAUAUAUAUAUAUUCAGUAUGUGUAGAGGAUUGCUUGUAAUAAGCUUUAAUGAAAAUUUUCCCAUGAAGAAACUUUUCAAUUACAAAAGCUAGCUCGCUCAUGGGACAAUUGGUUCAUGGGGGUUGUUUU